CAGACACCUAAACCUACACUAAUUUUUUUUUAUCUACUAGAUAAGAGAAAAGAACAAACUAACUAACUUAACUCAACUAACUUCUCUCUUCCACCUCACGCAUUUCAUCAUAACUUAUCACAUCAACAACUAUUCCUUUUUCCUCUACCUAUUCAUUUCUUUCAAAUCGCAAAUUCUCCACCAUGGCUGCGUCAAUUCAAACCGUCUCGGAGAGCAAAGAGUUGCGCGGGCUCAAUUUAAUCGCCGCUCAUUCUCAUAUUCGCGGUUUAGGUGUUGACCCAGAUAGUCUUGAACCCCGCGCAUCCUCCCAGGGACUGGUAGGUCAGGAAAAGGCGCGUAAAGCUGCUGCCGUCAUUUUACAAAUGGUCAAGGAAGGGAAGAUAGCAGGUCGAGCAGUUUUGAUUGCAGGUCCUCCGAGUACUGGAAAGACGGCAAUAGCAAUGGGAAUGGCACAAUCUCUGGGCUCGGAUGUACCAUUUACCAUGUUAGCUUCUUCAGAAAUCUUCUCCCUGGAAAUGUCAAAAACUGAAGCCCUUACUCAAGCCUUCCGAAAAUCGAUCGGCGUGCGCAUAAAGGAGGAGAGUGAAAUGAUUGAAGGAGAGGUCGUUGAGAUCCAGACCGACAGGAGUGUAACGGGUGGUACGAAGCAGGGGAAACUAACUAUCAAAACCACAGACAUGGAGACGAUAUACGACAUGGGAAGCAAGAUGAUCGAUUCCAUGACAAAGGAGCGCGUCAUGGCGGGUGAUAUUAUUUCAAUUGACAAAUCCUCGGGCAAAAUUACCAAGCUGGGGCGAUCGUACGCGAAAUCAAGAGACUACGAUGCAAUGGGUGUAGAUACAAAGUUCUUGCAGUGCCCUGACGGAGAGCUGCAAAAGCGCAAAGAGGUUGUCCACACUGUGAGUUUACACGAGAUCGAUGUCAUCAAUUCGAGAACGCAAGGUUUCUUAGCUCUCUUUUCCGGAGAUACUGGAGAAAUCAGAAGCGAGGUUCGAGAUCAGAUCAACACAAAGGUUGCAGAAUGGAAAGAAGAAGGAAAAGCCGAAAUCGUGCCUGGCGUUCUUUUCAUCGAUGAAGUCCACAUGCUGGAUAUCGAAUGCUUUUCGUAUAUCAAUCGCGCGUUGGAAGAUGAGCUCGCACCAAUCGUCAUAAUGGCAAGCAACCGCGGAAAUUCUAGAAUUCGAGGCACCAAUUAUAAAAGUCCCCAUGGAUUACCUCUUGAUUUCUUGGAUCGGGUCGUCAUUGUUAGCACUCAUCCAUACGCCAAGGAAGAGAUUCAGCAGAUCCUCUCCAUUCGUGCACAGGAGGAGGAAGUCGAUGUUUCCCCCGAUGCACUGGCUUUACUUACUAAAAUCGGACAAGAAACUGGUAUCAGAUAUGCCAGCAACCUCAUUACCACAUCACAACUUAUUUGUGCCAAGCGAAAGGCCAAGCAAAUUGGUAUCGAAGAUGUUCAACGGAGCUUCACUCUCUUCUUUGACUCUGCACGUAGCGUCAAAUUUGUUACAGACUUUGAAAAACGUCUCAUUGGGGAGGAGGGAAGUGUGAAUUUGUCAGUGACCAAUGGUCAUGGCGAUGCAAUGGAACUUUCAUGAAUGACGAAGGGCUUGAAGGGUUCUAGGUAUGAUCAUUUGGCGUUGGUUGUUCCUAUUUGCUAUGGCAAGGAAAGCAUAUAGUUGAACUUUAUGUUGUAUAUUAGGGCUGACUAAAAGUGGGCGCAAUAACGGAGAUGUAAUGGACUGGGCAAAUUUCCUUUAGCUGAGAUAUAGUGCAAUACACUAAUCCUAUGGUAUGUGAAU
Molecule: messenger RNA, 1799 nt
Organism: Botrytis porri
Lineage: Eukaryota; Fungi; Ascomycota; Leotiomycetes; Helotiales; Sclerotiniaceae
Exons: 3
Coding region: 183-1595 (470 amino acids)
Biological process (GO): regulation of transcription by RNA polymerase II; chromatin remodeling; box C/D snoRNP assembly
Cellular component (GO): Ino80 complex; R2TP complex; Swr1 complex
Molecular function (GO): ATP hydrolysis activity; DNA helicase activity; ATP binding
Source: RefSeq, a predicted model, not a curated record